Molecule: messenger RNA, 1441 nt
Organism: Pisolithus orientalis
Lineage: Eukaryota; Fungi; Basidiomycota; Agaricomycetes; Boletales; Pisolithaceae
Exons: 8
Coding region: 27-1223 (398 amino acids)
Source: RefSeq, a predicted model, not a curated record
UUCCUAAGCUAUCCAACAUCAUCGAUAUGAUGAUCGGAACACAUUUUGAUGCGCAUGUAAUGGAGGGCUACGAGUUUCUAAUGGAGAGCUACCAGGCAGGUGACAAGAUAUGUCUUUUCGGAUUCUCGAGUGGGGCCUACACGGCGCGUGCUCUAGCUGGCAUGCUCCACAAAAUAGGGCUUCUGCCACGAUGCAACCACCAACAAGUCCCGUUCGCAUAUAAGAUGUACAGUCAGGAUGACCGGGAAGGGUGGAGGCAAAGUCGGGCGUUCAAGAAGGCAUUUUCGAUUGACGUCAGUGUCGAGUUUGUCGGCGUUUGGGACACAGUUAAUUGUGUAGGCAUUGUACCACGUAGAUUGCCGUUUACCAGGGCGAAUAAUAAGAUUCGCUACUUCAGGCAUGCACUCUCACUUGACGAACACCGAGUGCGAUUUAUACCCAGUUUCUGUCAUCAACCAAUAGAAACGAACAAUGAUAAACAAGCAGUUCGCCAAGGCGAGACGCCGCACACCUGCGAGAAGAAAUCUUACGCUCUCCAUAUCACACAUCACGCAAAAAGUGGUGUGGACGUACAUCACCGAGGGUGCGAGGAGCUAGAAUAUCGUUUCCAGCAAUCGACGACUCCCACCGAUGCGCAGGAAGUGUGGUUUGCAGGUUGCCAUCGAGAUGUGGGAGGUGGAGCUGAGAAUAACGGUACCCGGCAUAGUCUAUCACGCAUAUCCUUGCGGUGGAUGAUUAGGGAAUGUUUUAAAGCCAGGACUGGCAUCCUCUUCCAGCGGUCAAUGUUCCAACAAAUUGGGAUGGAUCCUGAAACAUUGUAUCCUCAUGUGCUGGAACGCCCACCGGCCUUGACGAAUACGCCCACAGCUUCCCCUGUAUCGCGCAAAUUCGAAGGAGACUCGUCAAACCAGGACACCGAUUUCACAAGCGAAGAGCAAGAGGACCUCGCUGAUGCAUCAAGUCCCAUACAUGACAGGCUCAAGAUGAGGCCUAUCUGGUGGAUACUUGAGUGUCUUCCGCAAAAGCUGCGCUACCAGAGAGAUAAGGACAAUGCUUGGGUGACUAAGAUCAGUGUGAACAGGGGUAGGGGUCGCCGCGUUCCAAGACAAGACGCGGGCGUUCAGGUGCAUCGGACGGUCAAGAUACGAAUGGAAGCAGAGGGGUUUCCAGAGAAGUAUCAGCCUAAGGCGAAAGUCAAGGUCAAGCCUACCUGGGUCGACUAAGGCGCCUAGAUGGAGGGAACUGGAAGGUCUUUAUUUCGCCUGCUUCAACUGGAUGAUGAUACUAGGCUAGAGUAUCAUAUGUCGGUUGAUCAAGAGCGAAAUCGAAUGAAAUCCCGUUCUGCCUCAGUAAUGACGGGUUACAGUGGGUGGGUGGAGGUCCCGAAUAUGAGACGCUACAUAAGAGAGUGAAGGAAUCUGUAUCUUGCUCCAAGAGGUGG